AUGGCCUUCACGAAUAUCCUUACCAAGCUUGGUUACGGAAUCCUCAUCCGAGGAGCACUAUUAUCGGUCCACGCCAGCGAGCAGGAAAGAUCAGUAGUUUUCGUUGCAGAAUCAGCGCCCUCCGAUGCAGGUGUUCCCUUGGAAAGCUUCGUCACUUACAGUAUAGAGUUUUCCUCCUUUCCAGACUUUGCAGGCAACAAAUCUGCACCAAAUGAAUUCUCCGACAACCUCUUGGAAAAUCUCGGUAAUCUACAGGGCACGAAGCCACAUAUACGUGUCGGCGGCAAUACUCAAGACUAUGCAGUCUUCAAUGAGUCGCUGGACGUGGCAUCAGUGGGCAUUGUGAACCCGGAUAUUUCUCCUGACUAUCCGACCACUUUGACUAUUGGGCCAAAAUAUUUUGAGUCGUAUCAAACAUGGCCAGGUGUGCAGUUUGUGCAUGGAUUCAACCUCGGACGCAACAGCUCUACAGCAAGGCAAGGACUCCUCGACUCUGUAUCGUACGCAUGCGAAGCUCUGAGAGACCGACUCCUGUUUUGGGAGCUUGGUAACGAACCAGAUCUGUUCAAAACUUCUGCUCAAGGGCCAGUGAGACCUCGAAACUGGACAGAGCACGACUAUGUCGAGGAAUGGCAACAUUGGACAAGGGCCAUCCGAGUGGAGAUGGGACAGUCCUGUCCCGAGCUUGCAAGCAACGAGAGCUAUCAGUACUACGCGCCAUCGUUCUCGGGAACGACGAAUAGCUUGGAGCCACUGAGAACAUGGCAAGCUGGACUGAACGAAGAUGGCAUCAUUGGCAUGAUCAGUUCUCACAACUACAUCUCCGGUGCCGGAUCUCCUGGUGUCACUUUGCGAGGCACUCUGAUGAAUCACACCUCUACCGUGAACUCGGUCAGAAAACACGUCAACUCGUCUCGCCUAAUUCACGAACUUGAGCCUGACCUGCCCUACAUCCUCGGCGAGACCAAUUCUUUAUACAAUCAAGGUCGGCCAGGCCUCUCCAACACUUUCGGCGCAGCCCUGUGGGGCGUCGACUUCAAUUUGUGGUGCGCAGCGAACAACAUCCGACGCGUACACAUGCACAUGGGCACGAAUUACCGCUACCAAGCUUGGCAGCCUAUCGACACCGAUCUCGUAGCCAAAGGAACGAAAGCGCCAUAUUACGCGAGUAUCGCUGUCGCAGCCUUCUUGGGCAAUAUCACCGAUUGCCCACCCAAGAUUAUCAACAUCCCACUUCAAAAGGACACAGAAGCGGCGUAUGCGUCUUACCUGGACGGAAACCUGCGCAAAAUCAUCGUGAUUAACAUGCAAUCGUAUAACGCGACGGACUACAAUGAGGAGUACCUGACCCCGUAUCCUCGACCAACCGAGACGUACACUUUCCAGCUUCCGACUUCUUUUGCAGAUUCCAAAGUCGAACUACAGCGUCUUUCUGCGAAUGGUAGUGAUGCGAUCACCGGAAUUACGUUCGAUGGAUACAGCUACAAUUUUGAAUUGGAUGAAGGUCGACCGGUGGCACUAAGCAAUGUCACGAGAGGAGAGGUGGCAACUGUGAAUGAUGAAGGCAGGAUUGAGGUGGAUGUUCUGAGGAGCGGAGCUGUGAUCCUGAACUUUUGA
Molecule: messenger RNA, 1617 nt
Organism: Cercospora beticola
Lineage: Eukaryota; Fungi; Ascomycota; Dothideomycetes; Mycosphaerellales; Mycosphaerellaceae
Product: glycosyl hydrolase family 79 C-terminal domain-containing protein
Source: RefSeq, a predicted model, not a curated record